Molecule: messenger RNA, 5524 nt
Organism: Lytechinus pictus (painted urchin)
Lineage: Eukaryota; Metazoa; Echinodermata; Echinoidea; Temnopleuroida; Toxopneustidae
Exons: 12
Coding region: 1-2316 (771 amino acids)
Biological process (GO): netrin-activated signaling pathway
Cellular component (GO): membrane
Molecular function (GO): netrin receptor activity
Source: RefSeq, a predicted model, not a curated record
AUGUAUGAGAAAUGUUUCGCAGGGACAAUAGAAAAAGUGAAGAACAGUGACCUACAAUCGGACAUAGACAUCCUGACAAUAGCCCAGACAAUGGACGUAAAUCAAUUCUAUGAUUUGGGCAUAGCUCUUGGUUUCACCGUAGCUGAGUUAGAUCGGGUAGAGUACAGGAGAUUCAGAGACAGGCAGCAAGCCGCCUAUGACAUAGAGAUUCCUGAUACAACGCUGUUACAAGUUGCCCGUCAUAUCAGCAAAGAGAAGUUCUAUGAAAUCGGGGUUCAACUUGGAUUUGACGAGAUAGAAUUACACCACAUCGAGCAUCGAUCCCUGUACAAUAGGAAAGAUGCUAACAUCCAAAUGCUCUCGAUGUGGAAAGCAUCUCAGAUAUCAUCAGAUAAACCGGAUGAGAAACUUAGGACCGUCUGGAAAUCGUUGAAAGAGGCCUCAAAAGCUACGGACAUGAAUGAUGAUGAGAAUAGAGAUGAAGAUGAUGGUGAGAUUGCUCUCGACCCGGAAGUAAAUGCUGACCCAUCACCACAACAAGAACCAGCACAAGAUGAAGAGGAAGACAAUGACGAUUGGAAGAUCAUCGAAUACUUAGGGUCAGACAAAGAUGAAAUUGUUGGAGACUUCGACGAGUAUGGAGGUUCACCUGGUAAUUCAGAACUUUGUGCAGUUGUUCGUCCAGUAGCGAAUGUCACGGUGGCCUUACAAGUAGCUAAAGCUCUUCGUUUGGACGUUAAUGACAUCAUAAGUCUUAUUGCUCCUCGCGACCCUGCAUUAAUGGAGAGACUAGCAUGGAAACUCCUUCAUCAAUGGUGUAGACGUUUAGGAAGACAAGAGAAGGGAGAGAAGAUGGCUGCGCUUCUUCAAGGAUACAGCAUCGGAGAUACUUACACAGGUAUUGGUGAAAUCUCUGCCAAGAUUCGUACAACUCCAGACUUCAUCGACCUCACCCAACGGCUGGUUCUACCAGCUUCUGAAAUUAUUCAGGUGAUGUCAUCGUAUUUGACCUUUGAACCUGCCUUGAUACGUCGGGUGAUUCUCCAAAUGCUUCAUAGAUGGGUCAAACAAGGAGGAACAAGGCUGAUGUUGCUUGAAAUUACUCAAGCUUUUAAUUUCACUGAUGCUGCAGAACACAUAGCUACAGCCAUGCAACAUCACCCGGGUUUCUUUAUUCCGUUUACACAUGGCAUCAUUGAUCACGAUGGUGGAGAGCUGAAGCUAGAUGACAUUGGCAUCAGAGUGUCCAUUCCUUCAGGAGCGAUUCCCAAAGGAAUGAGAUCACUUGUUACUCUCACUGUCCUAAAAGGAAGUUCAUCCAAGUUACCCCUGGAUGCUGGCGAGGUUCUCAUAACACCGAUCAUCCAGUGUUCCUUCAACCAUGACCUUCUCAAAUCGGCAACUACAGUGCUUCCUCAUUGCAUCACACCAGACCAAGACAAGCAAAAGAAGAAAGACUUGAGUGUAAAGCUUUACAGCAAAAUAGGUCCAGGAGAAUUCGGGUACAGGACAUUGCUUCCUAAAUCUGUCGAAACCUCCGAAGGCAGGGUUACCUUCUCAACGCGUCAUCUUCAGUACUUUGCUCUGUCUUCAAGCGAUAUUCAUGGAGUUCAGUUCAUAUGUGAAGUAUCACAGCCUCUGUUCAUGAGAAACCCCACACAGCCCGCUCUACGAAUCUACAUUGCACAUCCUUACAACAAAGACUAUGCAGGUGUGAAAGGACAGAAUUACAGCUUGUCGGAACCAUUCUACGAAGUCACGACUGUAUUCAAAUUUUGUCUGGAAUCUGCUGAAGAUAACAUCAAGCUUUCGUGUCUCACUGGCUCGGAGAAGACUCAAGAAACUGUUCAUGUGCAUUGCCUACUAUCUGGAGGUUGGAAUACUAUAGACAUAAGUCUGCCGCCCUCAAACGAUGAUAAGCGUGUUCGUGUUUGCAUUGAGCAAGGCCCAUCCGUACUUGCAGAACAAGAGAUUGAAAUCUCCAAAGAAGUGGAACCUGACUACGACAAAGCUCAAAGUGGAGGCCGAAUGAAGUUCGUUUCAAACAGCAUGAUACAGGUACUGACUGAUAUAGUUUGUGGAAUAAAUGAAGCAAGUAAGCUUGGUUACAAACUCGGUUUCUCCUAUUCAACGGUGGAGAAAUACUUGGUCAGAGCUGACUCUUCGGCCAGGACUGUCUCAAGAUCAGGUCUUAGGGAGAUGAUUGAAGAAUGGAGACGGCGUGUCCGACCCAGUGAGCAGGUUGAGAAACUCCAAUUUGCACUUGAGGCUGCACGGUUAAGACAUGAAGCUGAAAUUCUCUUUGUCAAAAGUUAGUCUCAGGCCCUUUUCUCACAUCUUGUCGUCGACGAAGAAACAUUUUUUUAAUAGGUCUGUAUCACCAAAAUGUACCGCAUUAGCUCUAUAUCAAUAUAGACUCUUUGAUUAUAGUAUAUAGGCAUUUAUUGUAUAUAAGUUAAGAAUUACAAUUGGAUUUGAAUUAAACAUUUUAAAUUCUCUCCUUGUUGUGUGACGUGUCUAUCUAUUUUAUAUCUACAUUUUUGGCUGUUAUAUUUUAACACCAUAUUUUUCUUAAGCGUAAAUUAAACAAUCACUGUACACUUAUUCAUUUUAAGAAAAUCUAUGAUAAAACAGCUCACUGGACAAAUGUAUUACAUUCGCGUUUUGUUAUAUAUUCAUGUAUCGAUCGGCACGAUCUGUUCAUAUAUUUAUUAUUGGAUCUCCUUGCAAAGUUAUAGAGAGUUCAUUUUCUUUUCCAAAGGUUAAUAGUUGUCGCUUGGACGUUUAACCUCAUACAAAAUCAAAAUGUAGACUAUGUUCUAUGAUAUUCGAUUUUAAAAACAUAUUUAUAUCAUCUAUUUUAUGGAAACAAAUAAUCGAGAUUCGACAAUCAAUAUUACCAAAAUAAGAUUCAAUUUAUUAAAUCUUAUAUCCAUAUAUUGAAAAUUUCAUAAGUUUAGUUCUGUAUACGAGCACUAUGUUAUAAUUGUCAUGGCAAUGUUCCUCUGAAUAAUAUUGUUUGUAGAUAGUAUAGACAUCGCCAUAUAAAUACCUUUAUUUAUUAUGACUAUCAUUUUAACCAUUAAAAUCCAGCUGUUUUGAUAGGCCUAAGUGUUUAUAGCAUACACUUGUAUAGAAAAAGAACUACAUUUACUUGUGUGUUAGUAUUGAGUGAUUCGAGUAGGGCCGACGGAGAGUUGUGUUGAAAAUCGGGACCCUUGAACUUAGAUAUGUUUGCAAUGUUAGAACUGCCAUGUAUGUAUUAUUUAUAGACCCUAUUAAAUUAACUUUCCUCAUUGUUUCCGAUGAAUGAAUUAUGUGUAGGCUCUUAUACUGCAAAUUAUAUCAAUUCAUCACUGGUUCAUAUAAGUUUGCAUUUUAACUUUUUUUAUGUAACACAUGUACAUGUAUAAAUGUCGGUACUAUAUUCCUUUUAAUGUAAAUGUAUAUUAAUUUUUACAAAAAAAGGUAUACCAUCAUUUUGCUCCCAUAUGAAUGAUACAUGAUAGCAAAGUCACCUACAUGUUUAUGUAUUUCUUGGUUGUGGUUUUGUUUUUAAUGUUGAGUAAAUAAAAUGUUGAAAGGAAAGAAAACAACAUAUAGGCUAUAUUUUCCUUCUCAUAUUUUGAUUGACAAGUCAUGGACCAUGAGCUCCGAUUUGUGUACAAUGCUGUGAAUACUACCCGGAUGUAACAUUAUCUAUUUAUCUUUUUAUUAGGAAUACAUUUAGGCGUCAUAACAUUCAGAUUAGAUACGAUUUCAACAUGGUUCUGUUGACAUUAUAUAUAUUAUGCAGUAACUUAGAUGCUAUGAAAUAAAAUAAUUUUCAAUCCUUUAGACAGAAAACAUUAUAAACAGUAAUACAUGUAUAGGCUUAAGUAUCUUAGCGAACAAAACUACUUUAAUCAAUAUCUUGAUUUACUUUCUCUAUAUAUUUUGUAUAUUAGGUAUUCAUGUUUCCUAUGUCAUGUAUGUCGUAUGAAUGUAUCUCGGCAACAGAUGAAUGUUUUGUACAUGUAUAAAUCUAGAAACAUUUUUAUUGAUAAAAGGCUUGAUACAGAAAGAGAAAUAAGAAUCAUAAUGAAAGCGAGUCAUAAUGAAUAAUAUAAUCUUUCAUGAUUAUAUUUUAAGACGUUUCAUCAACCAUGGUAUACAUUGCAAUAACAUGUUUGUCGAUAACAUAAUGUAUGGCAAUUAUUAUUCAUAGACAUUUUAUUUACUUCAAAAAUGAACAGAAUUCCAGUAUUUAGGUGUAAAAAAUCGAAAUAAUAGUUAUAAUAAUAAUAUGUCCAUUUAUAUAGCGCAGUUUAAUAUGUGUAUAUACUCAACUGCGCUUUGAUACUUGGUAUCAUAUUAUUACCCCGGCUGUAGCUAAGCCGCCAUAUUAAUAUGCGCUAUAAAGCGUUCAAGGAAUAAAUCCUACCGGGUACCAAUUCACCUCACCUGGGUCGAAGCAGCACAAUGUGGAUAAAUUCCUUGCCGAGGGAAAUUACGCCAUGGUUGGGAUUCAAACCCAUGACCCUCUGUUUCAGAGUCCGGAGACCAAUCCACUGGGCCACAACGCUCCACGAUAACAAUAAGGUUUGUUAACAGGAACGAGGCCUAUAUCCAUAUGCAAUUGUGACUUAUCGCAAAACUUUCAGUCAUGAGAGUCGCACGGCAUGCAAACGAAUAUUGUAUAAAGCGUUUGAUUUCAAUAUUAUUAUGACAUAAACCUUUCCAGCUUUUUUUGUUGUUGCUUUUUAUGCCUUUUCUUUUGAGCUCAUAAGAGCAUUAAUAUGUACAGCAGUUAUUCAGAUUUGAAUGUUUUGUUUUCUCGUUACACAUAUUUUUCGUAGAAGGUGGAUGAAUUCGCUUGGCCACUGAGUAAAAAAGCCAUACUUGAGUCAAUAUUCAUAAUGACAAUACUUUAAAUUUCCGUUGUUAAUGGCUCUGGAUAUCUUUGGAGUCAAAGUCUGUCAAUAUAUACUCGCAAAGUUUAAACAUUUUGAAAAAAAGUCACUUGCAAUACUUACAAAAAAAUAUCCACGUUGAACGUGAUGAAGCUGAUAAGCCUGAAAUGCAUAUUCAUUUUAAUGUGUGAAAAUGUAAAUAUUUGAUAUAUGGGCCAACAGUGCUUUUAUUUGUAUGAUAUCAUUACACUGGCCUAAAUGUUUCACCUUGUGAAUACAUGGCCUCUCAUAAUAAUUCUAUUCAUACGUGUUUUCAGCAUGGUCCUGUUAACAUGAACAUGAUGAAUAAGAUAUAUGCAGUAACUUCGAUGCAAGAAAGUCAGUAUUUCAAAUCCAGAAUUUAAGCAGACUUUUACGCUUAAUUAUUUUAGCGAACAAAACUAAUUUAAUCAAUAUCUUGAUUUACUUUCUCUAUAGAUUUUGUAUAUUAAGUAUUCUUGUGUUCUAUGUCAUGUAUGUUGUAUGAAUGUUUCUCGGCAACAGAUGAAUGUUUUGUACAUGUAUAAAUCUAGAAACAUUUUUAUUUAAAAAAGGCUUGAUACAGAAAGAGAAAUAAAAAUCAUAAUGAAAGC